GGCAUUGCGGCGGAGCGCGGGAGCGGUGGCGGGAUCCAGCUGCGGGGAUGGGAAUCCACGGCCUGGCCAAGCUUAUUGCCGACGUGGCUCCCGGUGCCAUCCGGGAGAAUGACAUCAAAUCUUACUUCGGACGGAAGGUCGCUAUAGAUGCAUCCAUGAGCAUCUACCAGUUCCUGAUCGCCGUGCGGCAGGGAGCUGAAGUCCUUCAGAAUGAGGAGGGCGAGACCACAAGCCACCUGAUGGGCAUGUUCUACCGGACCAUCCGCAUGGUGGAGAACGGCAUCAAGCCGGUUUACGUCUUUGACGGCAAGCCCCCGCAGCUGAAAUCGGGGGAGCUGGCAAAGCGGACUGAGCGGCGGGCUGAGGCCGAGAAACACCUGCAGGAGGCUCAGGAGGCUGGAGAGGAGAACAACAUUGAGAAGUACAGCAAGAGGUUGGUCAAGGUGACCCAGCAGCACACUGAUGAGUGCAAGAAGUUACUAACGCUGAUGGGCAUCCCCUACGUGGAGGCGCCGGGGGAGGCCGAAGCCAGCUGCGCUACCUUGGUGAAGGCUGGGAAGGUCUACGCAGCCGCCACGGAAGAUAUGGAUUGCCUGACCUUCGGCAGUCCCGUACUGAUGCGGCAUCUUACUGCCAGCGAGACGAAGAAGCUGCCCAUCCAGGAGUUCCACCUGAAUCGCAUUCUGCAGGAUCUAGACCUGACCUGGGAACAGUUUGUGGAUCUGUGUAUCCUCCUGGGCUGCGACUACUGCGAGAGCAUCCGCGGCAUUGGGCCCAAGCGUGCCAUCGAGCUCAUCAAGGAGCACAAAACCAUCGAGAAGAUCGUUCAGCAGAUAGACACCAAGAAGUACCCUCUGCCUGAGAACUGGUUGCACAAAGAGGCCCAGAAGCUCUUUCUAGAGCCUGAUGUGGUCAACCCUGACGCUGUUGAGCUCAAGUGGACCGAGCCGAAUGAAGAACAGCUCGUCCAAUUCAUGUGCGGAGAGAAACAGUUCAACGAAGAGCGGAUCCGCAACGGGGUGAAAAGGCUGAGCAAAAGCCGUCAGGGCAGCACGCAGGGCCGGCUGGACGACUUCUUCAAGGUGACGGGCUCCAUCACGUCAGCCAAGCGCAAAGAGCCGGAGACCAAGGGGUCAGUGAAGAAGAAAGCCAAGACCAACAAUGCCACAAAGACCAAAAAAGGAAAAUAGCCAGGCUGGCUGGCCACAAACCCCUGGGAUUGGUUUUUUUUUUAAUGCUCAACCAGGAAUUUUAGGCUAAUAACAAACGGUCGUCUUUCUGUCCUGCGUGUUAGUGCUAGGAAGGAUGCUGCUAAAGUGCUUCCCAACAAAGGCUAGGUUAGUGAAUCAGAUAAACGUCUUCCUGCGCAGCAGUAGUAACGUGUGAGGAGAGCAGAGAGCUGGAAGCAGCGAGGGGGAGCUGGGGCCUGAGGACCCGGGGAGCUGCAUUCAGCAGUUUAGCGGCAGAGUUCAUUCGUUCAAGACAUUUGCAGAGGAGGCCACAGGGAUUGGAGGUGAUACCCAGGCUGUGGAGAUAAAGGGAGGUGCUGAUCACAAACACUUUUUAUUUUAAGAAAUAAAAAGUUGAACAGCUAGACAGUGAACUGGGUACAAAUGACAAAAAGAUUUCUGUCUGACAAUCCAUCCAAAAAGAGGUAGGUGCAAGCAGCAGAGGCUGAAGGAGAAACCAGGAGGAUGUGAAUGGAAGGCAAGCUGGAAUUGGGAAGGGGACUUGAAAUAACGAGGGAAACUUCUCCCUGUAAUGAGGAUUGGGUAUAGGUUCUUCCUUCCCUUACUGCAGUCGCUUUUCUUUGGUUGUAAUCCCAAUUCCAGCAAAGCUCUGCCCCGCUCUUAGUCCAUAAACCGAGGAUGAGCUGAGACUGCAGCUCUCCAAGCCUGAGUUUUGCUCCUAGGUUCUGUUUUAUGUUUAAAAAAGGAAAAAAAAAAAAGUCAAUAAACCUAGAAUGGAAGCCUGUUCACUCCCUGAUUUCACGAGGUAUCCUUCCACGUUGUACACACAGAGACAGGUCCCAGGCUAAGAAGAAAAAUGGUAGUGCCUCAGUUUUUUUCCCUUAUUUUAUUUUAUUCUGUAUUUUGCAUAGUCUUGUCAAAGCAAUGUGCUGAGUUUUGUUUUCGGAAUAAAAUUUCUACGCAAA
Molecule: messenger RNA, 2155 nt
Organism: Grus americana (Whooping crane)
Lineage: Eukaryota; Metazoa; Chordata; Aves; Gruiformes; Gruidae
Gene: FEN1
Product: flap structure-specific endonuclease 1
Exons: 2
Coding region: 48-1190 (380 amino acids)
Cellular component (GO): nucleus
Molecular function (GO): magnesium ion binding; 5'-3' exonuclease activity; RNA-DNA hybrid ribonuclease activity
Source: RefSeq, a predicted model, not a curated record